AUGCAAUCUGUAUCUUUGCCGGAACAGCAACCAGAACAAAUGAGAGCUUUAACUCAGCAAUAUAUUCAAAACUUCGAUCAAUUUAUGAUGUAACUAUUUCCUUACCAUCUUAGGAAUCAUACCAUUGAGUCAAUGAAGCCAUUGAUUUCCCUAAUUAGAAAGCUAAUGUCUCAAGAGCAAAAAUGGCAUCUCAAACAGUGA
Messenger RNA from Paramecium primaurelia, 201 nucleotides. The record is from the annotation of a GenBank genome assembly. NCBI's taxonomy places the organism in Eukaryota, Ciliophora, Oligohymenophorea, Peniculida, Parameciidae.